This is a messenger RNA of Closterium sp. Yama58-4, 2088 nucleotides long. NCBI's taxonomy places the organism in Eukaryota, Viridiplantae, Streptophyta, Zygnematophyceae, Desmidiales, Closteriaceae. The record is from the annotation of a GenBank genome assembly.
AUGGACCGCUUUGCUGCGCCCAAUGGGCGACCUAGUAAUACCUUCUCAACCAACGCGCCGUUCCCCGUGCUGUCGGACGAGUCCACCUCGUCAACGACGCCAUUCGCCAACGAUGACCACCUCGGCUCCUCCGCUUCCCCCUCCUCCUCAUUCCGCGAUGGAAACGACGCGUCGCUUUGUGGCUCCCUCCCCAGCGCGACCGCUGAAGUCCCGUCCACGGCGGCGCCCCACUCCGUGCAGCAGCCGUCCCGCGAUGCGCGGAAAGAAAACGUGAUGCGGAACACGAGCAAAUCGGCGAGCCAUUCCCCUGCCGCAGUAGCGGAGCAGAGCGACAGCCGAGGAACGCGCAAUAGCGACGAUGACGGCGGCGGUGGCGGAGACGGCGGUGGCAGCGGGCGGCACCAAGACCCGGUAGAGGGCGCGUCGUCGAGUCAGUGCGUGCCCAUCGCGCCGAAGAGCCAGCUUUGUUGCGGCGACACGUUCAUUCUCCCCUUCUACUUGCCGCAGGAAUGGCGCGAGCCGCUCGCAAAGGCCGCCGAGGCCCUCAAGCAUCCCAUCGCCAUCGCGACCCUCGUUAUGAUCGGCAUGCUGACCAUUUCCGGCGCGCUUCUCUUCUUCACGCUCACAGGCAUGUGGAGGGCUUUCGGCGGGACGGAGGAGAAGCUGUGGUUCGAGUUCUCGAAUCAGAUCCUUAACGGCGUCUGCACGGUUAGCUGCCUGGUUAUGCACCCGCUCCGGUGUUACUACGCUGUGCAGUUGGUUCGAUGGAACCGCGUCGACGUCGCGAGCCUUCGCGCGCUGCUGUCGGCGGCGGGCGCUUUCGUCGCGAAGCCGGACGAGCGGUUCCACAUGGCGGUCGUGCUGACGCUGCUUCAACUCAACUGCAUCUUCCAGUACGCGAUAGAGGUUAUUCUCUGGACGAUUCCUGAGCCGCAGCGGCCCGUACCCCUUAUUGCGUUCCUCGUUUGUAUCGCUCUGGGAUCGCCGUUCACAGCGGGUUUGUACUGCAUGUUCAGCCCUCUAGGAUGGGCCACGGCCGACCCUCCCGUUCGCAGAAGUUUCAGAAGCUUUGGGAUGAGUGGUACAGGGUCGCACAAGUCCGUGAGCAAGUCGCACAGUGUCGCAGGCGAGUCGCAGGGAGCGAAAGCGACGCAGUGCGCGCUGUGCGACGGGGUGAUCGCAUGCGAAGGGAAGAUGGAGGUAGUGGUGGUGGCGGACGGGCAGGCGCACGGUGAAACAGGGAAGCAGCGCGCGGGCGUGAUGCGCGGGGAGGAGCAGCAGUCUGCGGAAGGUGAGGGGCCUUCGCUGGCGGAAGGUGGAAAGCCGCCCGCGCCGAGGCGGUUUGGGGAAUACGAGGAGAUAUUACCGAGGGAGGGGAAGCGGACGCUGAAGGAUCCGAAGCAGUGGCGGAUUCCAGUGUGGCGACCAGAAGGGGAGAGAUCAGACGAUGAGAAACCGCAACGGGAGAGGCCGCAAUGGCAGGGGACUGUGUUUGACUGCUGUGCUGGAGGAUGGUGGAGUGCACUCAGCGCAACAAUCUGCUGCUUCUGCGUGCACGGACGGCAUGUGGAGCGAGCUGGGUUCGGCAACAGGAUCGUCUUCACUGCAACGUUCAUCUUCUUUAUCUUUGGACCUAUUGUGAUAUUCACGAUGGGUUCGCGCAACACUCCAAACACCAUCAUGCAGUGGUUUGUGUUUAGCCUGGGCGUGCUGGGGAGCAUUCUCGGGGUGACAUAUGGCGGGUACUGGCGGUGGAAGGUGCGGCGGACGUUUCUGCUGCAGGAGCAGGUGUGGUGCUGCGGGCACAAGGCAGCGACGGACUUUGCAUCGUGGUACGUGCUGCCUUGCUGCUCGCUGUGCCAGGAGGUGCGCACCGUGCGGCACUACCGCCUCCACAUGCUCCCACACCUGCCCGAUGAGACUUCGGGCGAGGCGCAAGCGGCGGGGCAGGGAAAGGCGGUGAAAGUGGAUGGGGAGGUUCAUCAUGAGUACCGAUGUCGUGGUUGUGGUGAAUUGAAGGGUGUGGGAGGUGGUGGGAAGGCAACCAUGCAAGCUCCUUCUGGUGUGAUCAUGGAGCAAGGCAGAUGA